CUCCAGUGUGUGCUGUAGAGACUGUGGAGAUGAACUUAACAGACCUCAUACACAGCCAAAACGAAAGCAAACACACGAGCGUCGCGUUUUCACGGACAUGGAUCUUUCUAAUGGACCUCUUUAAGCGAUGGAAAUCACAUGACUCUUCUAAAUAGAUGCUGCUUUUUUAUGGUGCAUCGGUCUAAUGGACAUAACUCUAAAAAAUGACUAUGACUUCACUGUCUGAAAGUUUGGUGGCUUCAGACCCCUCAAAAUCGGCUUUUCUGGAGUUCAGUCACGGUUACCAGUCUCACCAGCAGCAUUCGCCCGGCGUGACUCACGCGCACUAUUCGGUGCACGGUUUGCAUCAAGGCGCACAUUCGCAGUACGAUGCGGCCUUCUCCUCGAGCGCAGCUUCAUACGGCCGUCCGCUCUCUUACCACUAUCCCACAGCCCAUCACCACCCCGGAGCUUACCUACCCUAUCAACACAACAACGCAGUCGGCCAUUCAAGAGCAGAGGAUGCAGAUUCCGAGAAGCAAAGUUCCAUUGAAAGUGGAGAGAUACGGCUGAACGGGAAGGGGAAGAAGAUUCGCAAACCCCGCACGAUCUACUCGAGCUUACAGCUGCAGGCGCUCAACCAGCGCUUCCAACAGACCCAGUACCUCGCGCUGCCGGAGCGCGCCGAUCUGGCGGCCAAGCUGGGGCUGACACAAACACAGGUAAAGAUAUGGUUCCAGAACAAACGUUCCAAGUACAAAAAGAUCAUGAAGCAUGGCUCAAGUGGACCAGAAGGAGAACACCUUCAAGCAGCUUCUGCAACACCGUGUUCACCAGGAAUGCCACCCCUGUGGGAUGUUUCCAUGUCAACCAAAGGUGCUCCCAUCCACUCUGGAGGAUAUCUGAACUCUUUUGGGCACUGGUACCCUGGUCAUCAUCAAGACCCAAUGGCCAGAACUCAGAUGAUGUGAUGGGACGUUUAGGACAAUCUGCAUACCCUCUACUGACUCGACCAGUUCGCUCUGCUUCAGAUCACCAGCCCUUUUUAGCACUGUUUACUCACAGCCAAACUUUCUUCAAGUUCCUCCCCAGUAUUUUCUUCAUGAAGAUUUACAAUGCUGACAUUUUUGCUUGCAGGUUUUUUGUGGUGGAUUUUUAUUUUUAUUUUUUAAAGACUGAAUAAGCAACUUAACCUAAAUGUGGAUUUUGUAAACUCUUGUAAAUUUGAAUAAAAUGCCAUUGUCUGA
Onychostoma macrolepis is the source of this 1226-nucleotide messenger RNA. It is a transcript of the gene dlx4a, whose product is annotated as distal-less homeobox 4a. The coding region runs from base 204 to 950 and encodes 248 amino acids. The record is from RefSeq and is a predicted model, not a curated record. The transcript has 3 exons. Gene Ontology annotation, molecular function: DNA-binding transcription factor activity, RNA polymerase II-specific; RNA polymerase II cis-regulatory region sequence-specific DNA binding. Gene Ontology annotation, biological process: negative regulation of transcription by RNA polymerase II; embryo development; cell differentiation. Lineage: Eukaryota; Metazoa; Chordata; Actinopteri; Cypriniformes; Cyprinidae.